CAUUUGUUUUCUAGUGGGAACAUAAAAUAUCUCCAAUCCAAUGAUAUAUCGCAGUUGAAUUCGGAUUGUAAUACACAAAUUCUAAUAUUUCAACCCCUUCGCAGUUACCUCACAUUCUAACCUAAAUUUCGCCAAAACCUCAAAAAACCAAUCAUUCACGAAUAGUUUUCUUUGUGGGGUCCAUAACGUUCUCGUCAAGUCAACGACGAGAAUUCCGAUUCGGCCAAUGAUCGCCGCCGAGCAAAGCCGAUGAUGGUGAUUGAUAACCUAAGGUAUAACCUUUCCGAGCACCCAUCAAUCGUCGGCUUCCGGUGGAGCCAUGCCCAAUCGUGGGGCUCCACUUGGUUCUUUCUUUUCAACUCCAUCGCCGCCUAUGUGGCCGUCUCCGUGUUCCUCCACCUCCUCCUUCUUGCCGUCUUCCGCCACCGCCGCCCGCUCCCUCUUGGCCCUCUCCCCGCCGUGCACUCCCUCUGCAUGGCUCUAAUCUCCAUCACCAUCUUCGCCGGCAUCCUCCUCUCCACCGCCGCGGAAAUUCGUGACACACGGUGGUCCUGGCGACGGACCCGCACCACCCCUUUUCAGUGGCUCCUAUGCUUCCCCCUCGGCAUCCGCCCCUCCGGCCGGGUCUUCUUCUGGUCAUACAUUUAUUAUCUCUCCCGGUUCCUACACGCGCUGCGUACAUUUUUCACUAUUAUUCGCGGCCGAAAACUCUCAUUCUUCAAGUUGUUCAACAAUUCUAUAGUGAUCUUCACUUCAUUUUUGUGGCUGGAAUUUUCACAAUCUCUCCAAGUUCUUGCGAUUCUCCUCACGACGCUCGUUUACUCUGUGGUUUAUGGGUACCGGUUCUGGACGGCGAUUGGGCUGCCGAGUGCGUGCUUCCCGUUCGUCGUGAAUUGCCAAAUGGUGUUGUUGGGUUGCAAUCUUGUGUGCCAUAUUGGGGUGCUUUUGCUGCAUUUAAUCAAAGGUGGGUGCAAUGGAAUUGGAGCUUGGGGUUUCAAUUCAGUGCUUAAUGGUGCCAUUCUUCUUCUCUUCUUGAAUUUCUAUGUGAAAAUGCAUAUUCGGAAUAGAAAACCCAGUGGCUGCGGCGGCGCUGCCGUGAAAGAAGCUGAGAAGGCGGAGAAGCUGGUUAAAGACAAGGAUAUUUGAGAUUUGUGAAUUUUUUUUUUUUUUUUUUUUUUUUUUUCCUUAUGGAGGUAAAAUGUAGUGCUAAAAUUGAUCUUUCGGCAAAUUUUAUUUUCAAUUUCUUCAGGUUAAAAUACAGGAAAACUUGUUCAUACUUUUAUAAGACUAGACAGACCGGUUCGUUGUGAAAUCGAUGUCUUUUUUAUUGGACCGGUCUGGAUUGGAUUUUUGAACGGUUGUUCAUUAGAAACGUUUCCUUUUUA
Messenger RNA from Olea europaea var. sylvestris, 1385 nucleotides. Its product is annotated as elongation of fatty acids protein 3-like. Gene Ontology annotation, molecular function: fatty acid elongase activity. The record is from RefSeq and is a predicted model, not a curated record. NCBI's taxonomy places the organism in Eukaryota, Viridiplantae, Streptophyta, Magnoliopsida, Lamiales, Oleaceae. Gene Ontology annotation, cellular component: endoplasmic reticulum membrane. The transcript has a single exon. Gene Ontology annotation, biological process: sphingolipid biosynthetic process; fatty acid elongation, polyunsaturated fatty acid; fatty acid elongation, saturated fatty acid. Bases 250 to 1146 code for a protein of 298 amino acids.